This is a messenger RNA of Centrocercus urophasianus (Greater sage-grouse), 2116 nucleotides long. Its product is annotated as rho GTPase-activating protein 44-like. Gene Ontology annotation, cellular component: postsynaptic density; dendritic spine; presynaptic active zone. Gene Ontology annotation, molecular function: GTPase activator activity. The transcript has 7 exons. The record is from RefSeq and is a predicted model, not a curated record. The annotation marks the transcript as partial. Gene Ontology annotation, biological process: regulation of actin cytoskeleton organization; positive regulation of GTPase activity; negative regulation of Rac protein signal transduction. NCBI's taxonomy places the organism in Eukaryota, Metazoa, Chordata, Aves, Galliformes, Phasianidae.
CAUGCAGACAUUGAAUUCAAUGUCACCGGCAAUUAUGGCAGCCCCAUGCACGUGAACCACAAUGCCAACUACAGCUCCAUGCCCUCCCCGGACAUGGACCAUGCUGACCGCAAGCAGCACGACCAGGCGCGGCGGCCGCUCAGCGUGGCCACGGAUAACAUGAUGCUGGAGUUUUACAAGAAGGAUGGCCUUAGGAAAAUCCAAAGCAUGGGUGUCAGAGUGAUGGACACCUCGUGGGUGGCACGUAGAGGCACCUCAGGAGCACGCAAGACACCCGCCACCCCCCCGGCCACGCAGCCACCCGCACCGCCCGCCGAGCUGCCCGCCACGCCGCACUCACCCAUCCCUGAGCAGGCUCCUGAUGUGUCAGCCAGCCCCUCAUCUCCUGCCUCCAGCUUUGGCUUCCCGCCCGCAGCCGAGCGGGCAAGCACGCGUGGUGUGCCGCCCGCCUGGCCGGAUUGCUGCUACAGCCUCCCCUGCCCUGAGGACAAGCGGGGGCCCCCGGCCCCUGGUCCCCAUCCCUGUCCCCUGCCCUGGACACAACCUGCACUGCGCCUCUGGCCAGGUUGCAGCCAGAGCCUUCCUCCCUCCCGCUCCUCCUCUUCUUCCUCCUGCUCCCCCCGUCCACUCACCCCCCACCUUCGCCCCAAGCCUUGCUCCCUGCUGGUCCCCACACCACGCUCUCUUGCCCCAUGGCACUGCCCGCUCCCCAUCUCUGCCCCACUGCUCCUCCCCAGCCCCCGGCCCCACAUGCUGCCCUCUCCCCCCGGGGGCGGCCGCAUGCCUGCGGGAGCCAACCUGGCCAGCACACUAAAGCCCAAGGAGCCAUCCCCCGUCUCCACAGCACAGAAGGGCGGUGGGCAGCAGCCCAUGGCCACACCACCAUCCCCCGCCGAGCAGAGCCCGCGCGCCCCACGCAAAGCCUCCAAGAAGCUGGCGCCCAUCCCACCCAAGGCGCCCUCCUCAGGGGGCACAUCGGAGCCGCCGGCGGGCCAGCCGUCCCCCGGCAGCUUGUCCCCAACCCCGCCAGGCACCCCCGCGCCCUAUGGACUCGCUUACCCUCAAGGCUACUGCCUGGCCUCAGGUCAGCUGUCCCCAGCCGCCGCACCUUCCCCGUCUCCUCCUCCUCCUCCUCUUCCUCCCCUGGGCAGCUCUGUAACCAAAUCUCGACCCGUCCCCAAGCCGAGGCAGAGGCCCUCGCUGCCGCCGCCGCAGCCCCCCACGGCCAGCGCGUCCGGCUCUAGCCCCCAGCCCACGGAGGCCCCCCUGCUCGACGCCGUGGCCCCCGGGGAGAGCGUGCCCACAGGUCUGCUGCACUUCGAGCUGCCGUCCAUUCACCUGGGGGGCGCGGAGGCCACGCUGCGCCGGGACCCGCUGGACGCCGCGCAGAGAGUGCAGCUGAAGGGCCCUGCAGAGGAGGAGGAGGACUCGGAGAGCACGGCCCUAUGACGGCGUCCCCUCCGCCCAUCCUUGCGGCCCCCAGCCCCGCACCGGGUGCUGCCGCCCUGUAGUGGGAUUCGGUUCGCCUUAUCCAGACUUUGCCUUGUGACUCGGUGCCUAUGUCCCCCCCCCCGGCACGUCCUCGUGGUGGCAGCGGGGCUGGAGAGGCACCGGAGCCCCAUUCCCUUCUGACGUGGGGCAGCAGCCUGGGGUCUCGUCUCCCCGCUCCGUACCCCCGUGGCUGGGAUAUGAGGAUGGCCCCAUAGCAAUAAGGCGGGUGUGGGGCACGGCCUCGUCCCCUCUUUGCUGUCGUCGUGGGUUGGUGGCGUGGAGCAGAGGCUUUGGUUGUGCAUGCAAAGACAAAGUCACCUUUUAUCCUUUUCAGAGAGAUGACAUAUAUAUAUAUAUCUGGUGGGCAUAGAUAUAUAUAUAUUAUAUAUUUGUAUAUAUAGAAAUAUAUAUAUAUAUAUUUGUUUUAUUUUGAGCCAUUCCAUCCGAUCUUGGUGUACAAACGGACUAUGUCCAUGGGAACGCAUCGUGGCCCCGCUCCGCCCCCCUGUGCUGCACUGCCCCGACCCCCCGGCCCCACUGCUUCUGCACCGCCGCGAUCUGACCGUCACCCACAGCACGGGGACGGGUGUGGGGGGCAGGAGCAGCUGGAAUAAACGUGCACAUC